CCAUUGACAAGUCCUUUGUUUCUUCCAGCACUGUGACAUCAGCCGUGUUCACCGUGGGGGACAACGUGGUGUCUGGAAGUGACGACCGCACCGUCAAGGUGUGGGACCUGAAGAACAUGAGAUCUCCGAUUGCUACCAUUCGCACAGACUCAGCCGUUAAUAGGAUAAGUGUCUCUGCCAACCAAAGAAUCAUCGCUCUGCCACAUGACAACCGGCAGGUCAGACUGUUUGACAUGAAUGGGGUCCGUCUGGCCCGUCUCCCACGGAGCAACAGACAGGGCCAUCGGCGCAUGGUGUGCUGCUCUGCCUGGAACGAGGAGAACCAAGCCUGCAAUCUGUUCACCUGUGGCUUCGACCGCCAGGCCAUCGGCUGGAACAUCAACAUCCCGGCCCUGCUGCAGGAGAAGUGACACGCUCACACACGCCACAAGCUCAACACACCACUGAAUCCUCCAACACGUUCUUCAGUGCAUCACCUUCAGUAGAUUUUACUCAAGAACACAUUCACGUUGCGUGCGAAACUAUUCAGAGCUUAAUCCCGGUUGUCGUCUACGGUCACUGUCCCGCAGUCAUCAUCAUCAUCCCGUCAUGCCUUGAUCGUGUGAGGAACUCGUGUAUUUAAUGGAUAUUCUGCAUAUCUAUCCAGUAUGGUGAAGUUCCUCCCAGUCUCGUCUCGUCGCCCUGUUUUUACGUGUUUGCAUGACGCGACUCGUGAAUCCUGCGAGACCAGGACAUUCCUUCACGCUGUUACAUUCAAGUCAUUUUUCACUAUUUUUGUCGUGCAAUGUUCAGUUUUGUUUCUUUAUACAGAUGACUUUAUUUUUUUUUUUUCGACAGCAUUUUAGAUUUUGUUUUGUAUAAAUUUGUGCUUUGCUUUUUAUAGAGAUGAAAUGCGCGAAACAAACAGAGCACUGCCUUUGUGAACGGGAAUCGGCGAACGCUUUUACGGAUCCGCACCUUCUCGAGUUUCUGAUUGGACCCGCCGUUCGAGCGGCCAAUCAGCUUCUUUCAGUGUCGCCGCAGCCCAUUUGCAUGACAAACCCGCCUCUGUCGAAUAUGUGAAGCAUAAUGCUGUAUAAUUGCUGUGUAAUCUCAUUCACACUAUUGAAAACUUAAAGAAGCUGAGACUUUGUAAGUAUCGUGACUGUGUAUGAAGCCCUACGGUUGAUGUUCACUUCCCUUUCGAGGGCUUUCAUGUCGUGUAGAAGUAAAUCUUUGAAUCUGAAUUCAGAACAAGUGCACAUGUUGCUUAGUUUUUACUUGAGGAGCACUAUUGUAAUCUUCGUCGAUGAUUAUCAGAGCGAAUGUCAAUGCCUUGCUCAGUGUGAUCUGAUGCUUGACACUGAUGCUUCCUGAUGUUCUUUGGACUCCUUGUGAUGUGUGAACCACUGUGCUUACCGGUAUUUACAGAAAUAAUCCUUACAUGGAAGUUCUUCCGUCAGUGUGUUACAAUCGGCAUCGUUACUGGACUUUCACCAGGACUUUAAUUAGAAAUGCUGGUGGAAAAAAGUCACUCUUUUUACGUAGACAGACAAAAAUGUGCAAUGUUUUUUUGUGUGAUGUCCAUGUUUAAUGGGCUGGAUUUGACUUCAGAGUUGAAAAGUACACGAAAACGCAUAGAAAACACUGCUGACGUGACGUGUCCCAUCAGAACGUCCUUUAAAAACGAGUCUGAUCUUCAACAUUUUAGUGGUCUCUCUAACUUGGUAUGAUGUUCUGUGGAUUAUUCUGUAUUGAGCCUUUUUUUUUGAGAGAGAGUAACUUAAUUUGCUGUAUUUUAAAAAUAUAUUGCAUCAUGUAAUGACAAUGUAGAGAUAUAGAAACAGUAAAUCACUCACUGCUGGGCUUCACAAUAAAGUCAAAAUGUCUUUCAAA
Pimephales promelas (fathead minnow) is the source of this 1875-nucleotide messenger RNA. The record is from RefSeq and is a predicted model, not a curated record. NCBI's taxonomy places the organism in Eukaryota, Metazoa, Chordata, Actinopteri, Cypriniformes, Leuciscidae.